CUGCUACAUACUUCUGGAAAUGUAUUUGUUAGUAUUUCACGAAAAUAAUAAAUACCACAAAUGCAGCACCAGGCAUUUGACUGCGAAAUUUAAUUUGAGAGACAAUUGAUCGACCUCUCUCGCAAAAUUGUAAACAUGAAGAGACGAGCACAUAAGACAAGACGCCAACUUCAGGCAGAAAAAGAAAAAACUGCCAAACAACUUGUAGAAAAAGCAAAUGCUCUGAUAGAUCCACUUGCUACUCUAGAAUGUUUUCGCAAAUACAAAGCCAAAGACGGAGCUUUAAUUGAGGUCACAUGUCAGAGGGUUAAAGAUUUGUCAAAACAGACCGUAUCUUGGAUUCUUGAUCUCAUGGAACGCAACAUGAAACAAAUGUACGAGCAGUCUGCAUGGGGCUGGGACCUUGAGGCUAAGCAGACUGAAUUAUUAGAACCAGCUGCUUGGUAUUUAGUGGCAUCUGCUGACGACAUACCAAUCGGUUUUUCCCACUUCAGAUUUGAUAUAGACUAUGGUGUAGAAGUGCUGUACUGCUAUGAAAUACAGCUUGAACCAUCAUCCAGGCGCAGAGGAUUAGGCCGUUUUAUGAUGCAAGCAUUGGAAUCAAUGGCCUUUCAAACCCAAAUGCAAAAGGUUGUUAUGACUGUCUUCAAACACAAUCCUGCAGCAAUAUCGUUUUCUCAUUCUCUUGGGUACCGGCUUGACAGCACAAACCCUUAUACCACAGAAAAGGUACAUUACAUCAUUCUUAGCAAACAGAAUUUGUGCAUUGUCAACCCUAAGACAGACUAAACUCAUUCCAUCAAGUAACAAUACAUGAAAACUAAGAUUG
Messenger RNA from Diprion similis, 829 nucleotides. It is a transcript of the gene Naa40, whose product is annotated as N-alpha-acetyltransferase 40. The coding region runs from base 136 to 789 and encodes 217 amino acids. The record is from RefSeq and is a predicted model, not a curated record. Lineage: Eukaryota; Metazoa; Arthropoda; Insecta; Hymenoptera; Diprionidae. Gene Ontology annotation, molecular function: histone H4 acetyltransferase activity; histone H2A acetyltransferase activity; protein N-terminal-serine acetyltransferase activity. Gene Ontology annotation, cellular component: nucleus. The transcript has 4 exons.